Messenger RNA from Stylonychia lemnae, 2007 nucleotides. The record is from the annotation of a GenBank genome assembly. Lineage: Eukaryota; Ciliophora; Spirotrichea; Sporadotrichida; Oxytrichidae.
AUGUUUGAAAGAAGGAAAAAGGAAAGGGAAAUGGAUAUGGAAAGAGCAAGAUAAAAUGUAAGCAUCAACAAUAGAUCUAAUAAUAAUUCUUCAAUAAAAAAUCAUCAUGAAAAGCAUGUCACUAUCAAUGAUAAUGCUUCUACUUAUGAGUUUAAUGACAGAGAAACGUAUAAUUAAAAACCAUUCAGUCCCAAUAAUGACUUAGAUUCAGAACUUAAUGAAAGAAUGGAUGUGUAGAGUGAAAGUUCUAAUUAACAAAAAAUGUAUCAAACACCUAACAAUAACUUAUCAAAGUCACAGAAAAAUCUAAAAACAAUAAAUGAGCGUACGGGUACGAAAAGUCUAAUGGAUUACUCUUAAACUCCAUAACCUGCAAAGAAUCAUUUUAAUACUAUGAAAAAUAUGCCUAAUCCUCUGUUUGGAGAAUCGGAGGGUGACUACAAAAGGCGCAUAAUGAACGAGGAGUAUAGGGAAUAUGCUAAAAAAUCAAUGGAGCGUAGCAGAGACAGAAGUACUUCAAAACGAAUGUCUCGACACAUUUAAAAGCGUCAAGAAGCAUAGAGUAAAUCACCAACAAGUGAAGUAAAUAUUUACUCUUAGAAACAGAGAUACAAGUACUCCUACUUCAAUCAGUUACAAAAUAACUAACAAAAUAAUAAUAACAUCAAUAACAAUUAUGACUAUAACUACUAAAGUGCUCCCAGACCAAAUGACUAUUAGUCACUUUAAGACAGAAAGUUUAAAAAAGUAGAGGAAGAUGAAGAUUAUCCAGCAUCUGGGUAUAUACUUAAAACUGAUCCUAGACAAGUAUUAAUGCAAAAGGAAAUUCAAAAGCAAGAAUAUAGCAAAGCUUUAAGGGAGUAAAUGGAGGAAAAUUAGCAAAGAAAACAAUAGCAACGAGUAAAAUAAGUUCAUUACGAAAAUGAAUAUGUGGGAGAGUUUGGAAAUACAAGAGGAGGUGGUGGAGCCCCUAUUAGAGAUCAGUAUGGAAAUGUACUUACGACUAGACAUAACGGUAAUGGAAGUUAGAGUGAAUACAAUAACAAUGGGAGUUUAAAUAAUAGUGCAAUUCACAAUGAGUCUCAAGUGAAUCUCCCAGUAAAAGGAAAUAAAACUAACAAUAUGAACCAGAAACCAAGAAUACAAUGCUUGAUGGAAAGAAAAUAAGAUUUAAAAAUGAAGAAGAAAAUAGAUGAAGAGAUGGAUGAAGAAAGAGUUCAUAGGUAAAUAAGAGAAAUUAAUGAUGAGACUCUCAAGGAGAAGCAAUCAAGAGCAUCUUUCAAGAGAAAUCCAUCCCCUAUUAAUACUCCUAGGAGACCACAGAUUAAUGAUUAAAUAACUGACAAUCAUGUGGCCCCUCAAAGGGAGUUGAUGAGAAGUUAGAUUACUCAAAGAAGAGAUGGUGAUACAAGCUUUGAUUCUCAUAAUCAGCCUAAUAACAACUUAAACAUCAAUAAUUAUAACAACCAAGCAAAUAACAACAAUAGAAUGGUAAAUGACAGUUACCAAUCACAUCAAAAUAACUUAAAUUUAAGAAGUGAAAGGGAUUAGUAUGAGAAUUAAAUUGAUAGAUCUCUUUAUAAUCUCAGGAAUGAGGCUACUUAGACAUAAAGAGACACAAAUAGAGCGCUGGACAGACUUAAUCAAAUUCAGUCCGAAAUGUAUCUCAAGUAAAGAUAGAGCGAAUUGCAAUCUCAAGAGUUCUAUAAUGAAAUGAUGAAUCAAAGCAAAGUAAUGCUUUCAAGUAUUAAGUAUAACAAUCCUUAGCUUUAUCCCUUUGACUAAGUUCUUAGUUAAUCCCGUAGUGUCUACUCAAACUUACCUUUACCCAACCUUGGUAGAAGCAUUAUUGGAGGCAUGAAAGGCAUCGAAUCUGAAUUCCUAGUGCCUAGAAACUAAAACUUGGAAUUAAGAUCUGAUAUAAAUAAUUCAUUUAAGGGUGAGAAUGGACCUGUAAGCACUUAAUCCGCGAAUGAUGAAAUUGAUGAACUUAUUAAUAGAUUCUGA